Messenger RNA from Cooperia oncophora, 393 nucleotides. The record is from the annotation of a GenBank genome assembly. NCBI's taxonomy places the organism in Eukaryota, Metazoa, Nematoda, Chromadorea, Rhabditida, Trichostrongylidae.
AUGACGCAGCCUGGAGCAGUGAAUGUUGAGCCUGAGGUAACAGCAGAGGCGGCUCCGGUGACUGAGUCUGCUCCUGCAGCUGAAGCAGAAAAGCCGGCAGAGGCACCCGCUGAGCCGUCCCAAGAAGGAGGAGAGAAGAAGGAAGAACCCGCCGCAGAGCCAGCAAAAACUGAAGAGAAGCCUGCCGCACCAGCCCAGAAGACCCAGAAAGAAAAGCAGGCCGAUCUUAUCAACCAAUUUGUCGCCUGGGCAAGAGCUAUUCUAGGAUUCGAGGAAGGAAAGGUGCCCAUUGGCAGCACUUCAAUUGAUGUUGAGUAUCUUGUGCCACUUAUGUAUGUCCUCAAUAUGCUCAAGAAGGACAUAUGGGAUGGUUGCGUGACAUUGGCUGGGUGA